Messenger RNA from Elaeis guineensis (African oil palm), 2589 nucleotides. Its product is annotated as cysteine-rich receptor-like protein kinase 15. Gene Ontology annotation, biological process: protein phosphorylation. Lineage: Eukaryota; Viridiplantae; Streptophyta; Magnoliopsida; Arecales; Arecaceae. Gene Ontology annotation, cellular component: plasma membrane. Gene Ontology annotation, molecular function: ATP binding; protein serine/threonine kinase activity. The record is from RefSeq and is a predicted model, not a curated record.
UUGGACGGCCAUUCCUCCCAUUCUCUCGUUUCUCUACCAUGCCUUGCUCCGACGAUCCCAAGUUCUUACUACUACUCUUCCUCCUUUCACUUCUCCUCAUACUCCAUAGUCCCUCAGCCAAUUGUGACUACCUAUUGAAUUACCAAUGGAAUAACUGCCCAACGACAGACGCAAACUACACCACCAACAGCACCUUCCAAGCCAAGCUCAACCUCCUCCUCUCCUCCCUCUCCUCCGCUGCCAUCCCCACCGGCUUCGCCAACGAUACCGAGGGCCAACCGCCGUACCAAGUCUAUGGCCUUGCCCUAUGCCGAGGCGACGUAUCCCCUGCCGAGUGCACGAGCUGCCUCAAUACGUCCACCAAAGAAAUCAUCAAACGGUGCCCAAAUGGCAUGAGCUCGGCCAUUUGGUACGAAGGGUGCCUCCUCCGCUACUCCGACCAAAAUUUCUUCUCCACCGCUGAUACUUCUUUUAAUUACGAGCUGGUUGGCGGCCUUGCUUCUGAUCCGGAACUGUUCAAGAAGUUGUUAGGUCAGAUGAUGGAUAAUCUUAUUACAACCGCAGCGAAUGUCUCGACGGAGAUGUUUGCUACUGGCGUGGCAAAAUAUACGAAUUCGAGCACGCUAUACGGUCUGGUGCAGUGCACGAGGGACCUACCGCAUGACGAGUGCUACCGGUGCCUUCAAGACUUUGUGGGAAUUAUUCCCGAGUGUUGUAAUGGGAGGUCAGGAGCCAGGGUGUAUGGAUUCAGUUGUUAUCUUCGGUAUGAGUUGUUUCCUUUCUUUAACCCUUCCAGGGCUACAGCAUGGCUACCGCCGACAGAUGCUCCUGUUUCGCCAUCGCCGGACUCGGAGCCAAAGAGCAGUCCAACAACAAAAGCAGCCAGUGGAGGAAAUGCUGGUAGCGCAAUCAAAAUAGUUGUUGUUAUUGCGAUAACUAUAGCUGUAGUGGUGUUGCUACUCUCUGCCAUCUGUAUUUACUUGCGACGAAAGAAACUAGCUAGAAAACCAUCAUACGAUGAAGCUGAAAAGGAGACCAGAAGUGCAGAAUCUCUAAUAUUUGAUUUGGAAACCCUAAGAACUGUGACAAAUAACUUCUCUGAUGCAAACAAACUCGGACAAGGAGGAUUUGGACCAGUUUAUAAGGGAAUACUAUCAGAUGAACAAGAGGUAGCUGUGAAGAGGCUCUCAGUAAGCUCAAGGCAAGGACUAAAAGAGCUCAGAAAUGAGGUUGAUUUGGUUGCUAAGCUCCAGCACAGGAACCUUGUAAGGUUGUUGGGUUAUUGCUUAGAAGAGCAAGAGAAGCUUCUCGUAUAUGAGUAUCUUCCAAACGGAAGUCUUGACAAAUUUCUAUUCGAUCCCACCAGACAAAAGCGACUAGAAUGGGGAGUUCGAUGCAGGAUCAUCAAAGGAAUUGGUCGAGGGCUUCUCUAUCUUCAUGAAGAUUCACGACUAAGGAUAGUUCAUCGAGAUCUAAAAGCAAGCAACAUUUUGCUAGACGGGGAUAUGAACCCUAAAAUCUCUGACUUUGGUCUUGCAAAGCAUUUUGUUAUGGAUGAAACCCAUGAAAGCAAUUGCACGGCAGCUGGUACAUGUGGCUAUAGAGCACCAGAAUAUGUUAAGCGUGGGCACUUAUCUACCAAGUUGGAUGUAUUUAGUUAUGGUGUAUUAGUUUUAGAGAUAGUGACCGGUCGAAGGAAUAGUGGUUUUGAAGGAUCAGGGCGUGCGAUAGAUCUUCCAAGCUAUGUGUGGGAACGAUGGAACAAAGGAAAGGCACCACAGGUGAUCGACCAAAGUCUAGUUGAUCGGUGCAAAUUGCAAGAAGUAUUAAGAUGCAUUCACAUCGGCCUUCUAUGCGUUCAAGCAGACCCAGAAAAGAGACCCAACAUGGCAUCAGUCGUUCUGAUGCUCGGUACUAACUCUGUUACUCUUCCAACCCCUUCAGUGCCUUCUUUCUGGGUUGAAAGUGGCACUAUCAGCAAAUCAGAUGCGCUCACAGGGGUCUCAAGCGAAUGUAGCCUCAAUAGUGGUGGAUGGUGAGAGCUCAAUUAACUUUGCAUGAUAAAAGGUUCAUUAAGUGUACUACUGAAAUUGAUAUGCAAAAAUUAGCAUGGCACAAAUCUGGAAAUAGACCAAACAAAAAAGAAUUUGUGGUCUACUUCUAUCUCUCUUUUUUAUUGAAUUAAAAAUAAAUUGUAAACUACUACUCUCAUUAAACAGAUUUUUGUUUUGAUGGAACUCUCAUUAAACAGAUAUGUCAUUCUAAUUUGUUCCAGUGGAAGUGGAGGGGUAUAGAGGUUCAUUGCAGUACACAGGGCCUGAGGUUCUGUUUCUGGUGGUUCCUUUGAUUUUUGUUUGCAGGGGAUUUGUUUUGUUUGUAUUGCAGGUCUGGUGCUUGUCUCUACCCCUCCUUUUGUUUCAUUUCAUUAUUUUAAUCAAAUGCGGGUUGGACUUUCCAUCAUUUACUCAAAAAAAGAAAAAAAAAAAAUCUCUUCUCUGUUUUUUUCUUGGGUAAGACAUUCAUGUUCAUUGGCUGAUUUUGUAACAUGUAAUUGGCUAAGCUCUAUAGAAGAUAUUCCUUUUUCUUUUU